This is a messenger RNA of Ilyonectria robusta, 2712 nucleotides long. RefSeq lists its product as uncharacterized. Lineage: Eukaryota; Fungi; Ascomycota; Sordariomycetes; Hypocreales; Nectriaceae. The transcript is spliced from 2 exons. The coding region runs from base 1 to 2712 and encodes 903 amino acids. The record is from RefSeq and is a predicted model, not a curated record.
AUGAAUAGUGCUGUGGCCAAGCCAAAUGAAACGGUUGCUCGCACGGGAGCCUGCUCACGGUCAGUAGGGAAUAGAAUCGGGGGGAAUGAUGUAAGUGUGUCGGAGAGGGGACAGGGAGAUGACACGGUAGGGAGCGGCAUAGAUGUGGUAGCGGCUGCGGAAACGGAGCAUAGCGCACGACACGGGAGAUUCGGACGUUUGUCAACAUACGAGUCGCCGGCAAGCGCAGUAUCCAAGUUCCGGCCGAUUCUAUCCAAGCAACCCGUGGUUGAAGAGACCGUAUGGAGACAGCAUGCGGAAACAAUCGCAAGGUCGUUGCCCAGAAGACCUCCGCGAGGCGGCUUGCGGUCUAACAGAGCACGGAAGUCUCAUGAUACGGCCAAUAGUGGAGGUUCCGCGCGACAUCCGCCAUCAGGCCAGCUUGAGAAUGGAGAGCUUGGAGGGACGGGGGGGUUUGCUGGACCGGGAACGUUGGCAUGGCGGCCCUCCUCGCUCAGGGAACAUGGCGCGCCGGAGGCGGCGAAUUCUGAACCCCCGCUCUUUCGUCGACACUGUUUGCCUCAGGAGAGGGGUCCUGAAGAUGAUGAGCAGGGCGAUACGGCGGUGGUUAGCGGUGCUUCGCACCUUCGAUGGAAUGCGGCAACCACGGUCCGGCCUACCGACCCCAAGCAAUUAACGUUGGACGAUAUUGGGCGCAGCGACCAAGCGGCAACAGCAAUUGCACGAGGGCUGUCUAAGAGAUGUCGGCGACGCGGUCGGCCGCCAAAGAGAAGACCGGACGCGAGCGGUGCCUCCAAUACAGGAGGCACGGGGCAGCGUCCAGUGUCGACUCGCGUACAACAUGAUGCCGUGGCCGAGCUAGCGGACGCUUCGCUGAGCGGACAGCGUCUGCAGCCAAGAGUGGUGGGUGGCUCAUUGCGGGCGGCGGUUGCCGUGCGGCCCAACGAGAGCCACGGAGGAGAUGAGGUCGGAGGUGUCGCGGCUGCGGUCGUUCCAGAAAAGCGUCGGCGCGGAAGGCCUAUAACGAGGUCAAGGCCUCGGAAUGACGAUGUUGGCCCGUGUCCCGCGCGAGCCAUCCGGCCCAGGGAGAUGGAGGGUGCAGCGGGGGAUGCCCAUUUAGCGGAAUGGUCGCUGCCACGACCACUGCGCCGAGCUGCUUCUGGAGAAGCAGAUCUGCCACGGCGAGACGAGGCCAUGGAGUCGACGCUGCUCGGGCGGUUGAGAAAGAGAGCUUGCUAUUCCAGGAGAGAGCAGCCCCCUGUGAAACGGAUCCGAACUGGGAUCCGGAGGCAGAGGAGGCGAGAACUGCAAGCGGAAGAUCUGGCCAGCGUCUUGCGCUCCUUGGAGGAGGAGUUUGCCGUGAAGGAGAGCCUGUCCAACAAGGAGACUUGUUGUGCGCCAAUACCGCACGAGAGGAAGGUGUCGACUGUGAGUGACUUCUACAAAGCGUUCCACGAUGCGAGCACUUUGCCGAUACGGACCUGCGGGCUGUGCUACCGUAAGCGCGCGAAAAAAGAAUUGAGAGAGGCGACGUGGAACCAAUGGUUGUCGAGCUGCAUCGAUAAGGGCGGCCGCUCGCCGUUUUCAUGCCGGCGCUGCUUUCCCGAGGGCGAGACCGUCUCGGUCUGUGUGGAGUGUGUACGUUUCCUGGCGCAUGGGAGCCUGUCGCCAGCGGCCCAGCUUCACAGCCGCCUUGGCUGUGAGCACAUGUUUCCCGACGAGCUCAAGGGUCUGACGCUGGUCGAGGAGAAGCUCAUCGCGCUGAAUUCGUGUUACGGGUUCGUGACGAGGUAUAGCAUUCCGGGCGGCCACAGGCAGGCCGUGAGGUAUCCGAGGCACGUCAAGGGCCACAUCACGGUGUUCCCAAACAAUGUGCAGGAGCUGGCCACGAAUGUGCUCCCCCAUCCGCUUGUGCGAGUCAUGGACGAGAUCCACGUGUCGUGGCAGGGCGCGGAAAAGCCGGGACCGAGCGAUCUUUCAAGCCUCCUAUCGGUGAGGCGGCGAGUUGUUGAGAGGGCCCUUGUCUGGCUGAAGAAGAACAAUCCACACUAUGCCGAGAUCGAGAUUGACGCGGCAGAGAUGGAGAGUUGGGGAGCCCCGCCGCAUGGGGUGCCGGCGUGUGUGUACGAUCGCAUGGAGCGGAACGAGCCGUCGGCGUGGGAAAAGACACGAACGGCGCAAGUCGUGCCGCCCACGGAGCGCGCUAUGGACGACGAGGGUUCGGUGGAUAUCGAGGAAAUCCUCACCGCGCUCAAUCAAGGAGAAAACUCGCCUAGAUGCGAGACUGGAACAGCAGGGGAAAACAAGGCAUACGAGUCUCCGGCUGAAAGGGACGCUGAGCCUGACCAGACGGUAAAACCGAUCAACGAGGUCACCUCGUCUGGAAUGUUCGCACUGGACGGACCGCCAGAUGUAGCGGACGCCGAGAAAUUGCGGUUCGCCUGCGACGCUGUCGGUGAAAAUGAUGACGACGGUCGUAUGGGCCCGAGAACGUGGGUUGGAUCGUCGGGAGACAGCCGGCGAGGGUAUGCCGAUGGCUCUGAGCCGUACAUCCAUCCUCGUUCUUCGCGAAGACGUUCCCCACGCUACUACCUUUCGGCUUUGGGGGCCCACGGCUGGCCGAAGAAGCCACGUUGGAGCCGGGAAGAGGUCCCGAUGAUAUCCUUGGAGCAGAGGCGGUGGCGCGAGGCCUCUUGUCAUCUCGAAACAUGA